AUGGAAUUACUGCAGCAGCUCUUCCCACCAAAUGAGGUGGAUCGAAUCAAACAGAUUGGUGUUGGCAGAGUGAAAGACAGAGAGAUAUGGGCUUUCAACAAGUCAGGUGACUACACAGUUAAAAGUGGGUGCUGGCUCCUUACAAGCGUAACGUCAAACCGUGGAGACGAUCACAGGGUAGAAGAUCAGGCGGUAAUUGAAAUAAAGAAGCUUAUUUGGAAGCUACCGACGAUACCAAAGAUUCGUAUGUUUUGGUGGCGGGCGGUGUCUGGGGCUCUAGCUGUUGCAGAACGCCUUACAGCUCAUGGUAUGCAUGUGGAACAAACAUGUAAGUUGUGUAAUCAAGAUGUGGAGACAAUACAACACGUUCUCUUCCACUGCAGUAAGGCACAAGAACUUUGGAGAGAGUUCCGUUUACCUCUGGAUUAUGUCUUUCAAGACGUUUCUUUGAUUGAACUCUUUGGUAGCUGUUUGAAGUUCAUGGAAGCGAGUACUUUUAAUCAGGAACGGCGACAAGCAAUCCCCUGGAUCCUCUGGACGAUAUGGAAGAACAGAAACAGCUUGUUAUAUGCGGAGACACAAGAAUCGCCAUCCCUGUUGGUUCAAAGAACGCAAGAGGAAGCAGCUUUAUGGAAUAAACUGAACAAGGCGGAGAGUAAUGGAGGGCAGGUGCAGGCUGAUAUGGGCAUGCCAAAGUACUGGUUUCCGCCAACACAAGGUAUGAUAAAAUGCAACCUUCAUGCUAGCUGGAGAAGUGAUAAACAAUUCAUAGGAGUAGCUUGGAUCACACGAAAUCAUCGAGGAGAUGUGUGUAUGCAUGCAAGAGACGCACUCGUACCUACCUCGGACAAACUGGCGGCUGAAAUGGAGUGUCUAUUGUGGGUACUUCGAAGCCUAAGGGAUCUGCGAAUAGAAGAUGCCAGUAUUGGAACUGAAUCUCAAAAGCUGAUAGAUGCAAUAAAAACUCCUGCUCGCUGGCCAAGAUAUAGGUGCUUACUUCGACAGAUAGAGACAGUUUGCUUGGAGUUUACUGUUAUCGAGUUUGAAGUAGAGUCACGGGAGUCUAAUAAGGUGGUAAGAAAGAUAUCUACAAGUGUUCUACGUGAUGGACAACUACGUUCGUACCUUGCCUUGGGAGGACCAGCGUGGCUUCAUGAUCUCAUCCAGACUGAGGUUAUUGGUGAACUUUGA
Brassica oleracea var. oleracea is the source of this 1191-nucleotide messenger RNA. RefSeq lists its product as uncharacterized. The coding region runs from base 1 to 1191 and encodes 396 amino acids. Gene Ontology annotation, molecular function: nucleic acid binding; RNA-DNA hybrid ribonuclease activity. The transcript has a single exon. NCBI's taxonomy places the organism in Eukaryota, Viridiplantae, Streptophyta, Magnoliopsida, Brassicales, Brassicaceae. The record is from RefSeq and is a predicted model, not a curated record.